UAAUGGAAACAACGGUAAUUCAAACCAACGACAAUGGUCGACAGUGUUCCAUCUGUCUGGACAGCUUUAGAUGCCCGAAAAUAUUGCCAUGUAAACACACUUUUUGCAAACGAUGCGUUCUCGGUUAUCAGAGGGAAUACGAGUCGGAUGACGAAUUCCGAUGCCCACUAUGUAGAGAGCUGAUAGCUCUCCCACAGAAUGGAGUUGAGGGGUUUUGUGAUAACUACUUUGUCCGGGACAUUUUCCCCGAAAAAGUUUGCGAUGUUUGCAACGUUGAGGAAGACAAGGUCGAUGACUGUGGUUACUGUGACAAGUACCUCUGUUCCUUUUGUGCAAGUGACCAUGUUUGCAAAAGACUGUACAAAAGAUCUAAAAAACGAGAUCCACAUGGACUUGGAUUGUUCGGCGAUUCCGACUCGGAUUCUUCCUCUGAUAGUGAUUUUUCAUUGUAUUCAUCAUCAAGUGACAGCGAUGAUGAUAAGGUUCCGCUUGAACUGCGCAAACAUGGACCAAUUACCCUCGUAAGAACGUGUUUCAAAACUGCUGCUGACCGAACAAGUGAAGAGGAGUGUGUUUCAUCGAUUUUUUCUGUGUCAACCGACACUUUAGCAUAUCUGACUUUUGCUGGAUUUCUUUGUCGUUAUGUUGACAUCCAUAGUGGUUCCGUGGUGUCUGAAAAACCGAUAGAGGAAGGAGCCACCGAUUUAUGUGGAUCUGGAGACGGGACCAUUCUGUCUUUGAUUCAAAACUGUUCACUUGUUAAGAAAACAACUAACAACACAACUGAUGAUAAGUCUUUUAUACCUAUUAGAAAUUGUGACCCGUUAAAGAUUUGCGCGAUUUCGAAUGAUCGAUUCUUGGUUCUGGGAAUUGGAAAGAAGUCUUCAGUUGUUGGUCAAAUUAUAGGCAUGGAUGGCAAAAUAUUAGACAAAUUUAAUCUUAACAUCGAGUAUUAUCCUCAUUCGGUUGCUAUUAACAGAAGUUCAAAUGUCAUAUGCAUAUCAUAUGCAGAAAUCAAUUUCGUUGAUGUUCGAGGAAUUGAUGGGCAUUUGAUCAAACGAUAUUCAGGGUGCCCUUUGGAACAAAUUGAAGAAGAAUUUCAACCGCUAUCUGUGGCAGCUUUUGCUGAUGACGGUUUCUUGGUUUUGAAUAGCAUAACAAAGACAUUACAUAAUAUAUCAUCGUUGGGUGAAUUCAAGGGACUUGUUAUUUAUGAAAACUGUGAGAGCCCAUGCAGCAUUCACGUGGACAAAUCCGAUCAGAUAUGGAUAGGGGACAGUGAAGAUGGCACUUUGAAAUCUUUCCGCGUAGACGCAUAUUUAAAUGUUUUCCCGGAUACGAAAAAAUACGAAAAGGAAAACUCAAAUGGUGAGGAAAGGCGACUUGGAACGUCGCGUCGAUUUGACAGGAAUCUACUUUCGUUUCGUGAUAGACGAAUGCAUCGUUUAAUGAAAAGCAGAAGGCAUUGGCACUUCCUUGACGACGAAGUUGACCUAAGUGACAGAGAUUUUAAUAAUUUUGUUUAAUUUGCUAAUGUGCAUCUGUUUGUGGUUUUAAUUUUGAUAAUAUUUAGGUCAAAUGCAACAUUAAUGUAAUGUA
This is a messenger RNA of Magallana angulata, 1599 nucleotides long. RefSeq lists its product as uncharacterized. The transcript has a single exon. The record is from RefSeq and is a predicted model, not a curated record. Gene Ontology annotation, cellular component: chromatin; nucleoplasm. The coding region runs from base 3 to 1526 and encodes 507 amino acids. Gene Ontology annotation, biological process: positive regulation of DNA-templated transcription. Lineage: Eukaryota; Metazoa; Mollusca; Bivalvia; Ostreida; Ostreidae. Gene Ontology annotation, molecular function: ubiquitin-protein transferase activity.